Molecule: messenger RNA, 1596 nt
Organism: Poeciliopsis prolifica (blackstripe livebearer)
Lineage: Eukaryota; Metazoa; Chordata; Actinopteri; Cyprinodontiformes; Poeciliidae
Product: oncoprotein-induced transcript 3 protein-like
Exons: 7
Coding region: 141-1289 (382 amino acids)
Source: RefSeq, a predicted model, not a curated record
CCCAAAACGUGACCAAGGAUUUCCGAAGCGGGUCAGACGGGAAAACAGAGAUCACUCUGAGCUGGACCCCGCAGGAAAGCGACGCUAACAAACUCGUCCCGAUUUGUUUCACUGCAGACACGGCGACAACCCAAUCAGAGAUGAGAUGUGUCAUUGUCAUGGUGACCCAUACUGCCGUCCUGCAAGGCAGAGCCUCUGUCACCUGCUUGCCCAACAAGAUGACGGUGGCCUUGGAGAAAGCCUCCAUGCCAGACAUCAGUGAGGAGUUUCUGUCCCUCAGAGACCCGUCCUGCACGCUCACCACCAACGGCACCCACAUCGUGGGAACCAUGUCCUUCAGCACCUGUGGCACAAAGCUGGAGGACAAAGGAGACUACAUCGUCUUUAAGAACGAGAUCCACUCCGUCGUGCGGUCCAACGAGGUCAUCAUCCGGAGGAACAAUGUCAAGAUCGACUUCUACUGCGAGUUUCCCAAAACCAUCAGCGUCUCCAACUUCUACCACCUCCACCAGGCUGACUACAUCUUCACCGAGUCCAACUUUGGCAGCUUCGGCUACAGCUUCGAGAUAUUCCAGGACGGCAACUUCACCAGCAGGGUGCCGCCCGACGCCUACCCGGUGCAGGUCAAGAUGAUGGAGAUGAUUUACAUGGGCAUCCAGGCCGUGUCAGAGCUGCCAAACGUCACCUUGUUUGUCGAGUCGUGCAAAGGAACUCCGGACAACAACCCUAAAAACCCCAUGUACUACGACCUCAUCAAGAACGGGUGUGUCAAAGACGAGACGGUUAAGGUCCACCCGUCAAACCAGACGAACUUCAACUUUGAGCUCCAAGCCUUUAAAUUCAACGGAAAUUAUGACCAGGUUUACAUCAUCUGCAACGUCAUCCUGUGUGAGCCUGGGAAUCCCUUUUCCCGAUGUGCGCAGGGAUGUCUGAGCGAGCCGUCCCGCCGACGCAGACGAGGCCUGAGCAUGGAGACCACCGGACACUACAUUACCCAGGGUCCUCUGCAAGUGGCUGGGCUGGCUGGUCCCAGUUCACAUGCGGAGCACAAGAAGAUAAAUGCGGCUCCAAAAAGUCACACGGCUCCUGAAGGAGUUGUUCCAGAAACCAGAUCGGACGGAGAAACCUGGAGGUUCAGGGAGAUGUUUUCCUCCAACAUCACCACAGUGACGCUGGGCAGCGGCUUCGUCCUGUCGCUGGUUCUGCUGGCCGUGGUGGUCCACUACUUCAGCAGGAAGAGGAGAGCUGAAGACCUCAACCUUCUCAUUGAGGACGAGUUUGAGAAAUAAAUUUGCCGCCUCCCUCUGGAAACAGAUGAAUUAAAGGAGACAAACUAAACCAUCUUUUUCCCCCAAAGCACAGGUCUGAGAUCAGUUGUGGUCAGAAUCACAACUCAGUUAUUUCCAUUUCUCACCUGGUUUUACAAAAUCCAGUGAAAAGUUUCAAUCCAAACCACAUUUUAGAGCCAAUUAACAUAUUUUGUUUCUAAGUACAGAAAUAUUACCCAAUGAGUUUUCAGUAACUGGGUUAUUAUACUAUGCAAAAAAGAUAGUUGAUGCAACAAUCAGAAGUUUAAUUUAGGCUUUUUUUCACUCA